Tetrahymena thermophila SB210 is the source of this 1056-nucleotide messenger RNA. RefSeq names its product protein kinase. The transcript has 2 exons. Gene Ontology annotation, biological process: protein phosphorylation. NCBI's taxonomy places the organism in Eukaryota, Ciliophora, Oligohymenophorea, Hymenostomatida, Tetrahymenidae. Gene Ontology annotation, molecular function: ATP binding; protein serine/threonine kinase activity. Gene Ontology annotation, cellular component: cytoplasm. The record is from RefSeq and is a predicted model, not a curated record.
AUGUUUCCAAGCAAUGAUAUUUCAAAUACUUUAACAAUUAAAAAGUCAAGUUAAAAUAAAUAUAAAUUUGAUUAAGCUAAUAUUUGUGAAGAAUAAAAAGAUUAGUAUCAAAAUGUAGUUCAUGUAAAAGCUAAUGAGAAUUCUUAGAAAAACUUUUACUAAUCUAUGAAUUAAAAUGUAUUUACUGAGCAAAACGAUUAGUAUUUCUUAUAAGAUGAGUAUGAAUAUGAAAAAAUAUCUAAUAAUAGUGAAAGUUAAGAAGAAUUAUAAAUUGAUUAAUUUAAGUAAUAUAGCUAGGUUGAUAGCUCUUUAAGUAAUUCAUUUGAAAUAGACUUAGAUUUAGAUGAUUAUUUCAUUUAUAACAAAAAAAUUAAUUCUUUAUUAAAAUUAUAUAAUUAUGAAAUUUAGAAAUUAAUUUCUAAAGGAGAAAUUGGUUUUGUUUUUUAAGCUAAAAAUCUAAAAACUUAAGAAGAAGUUGCGAUUAAAAUAAUAAAUUUCUAAUAAUUUAAUUAUCCUUACAUUGAUGAUCUAUUAAAAGCUUUAGAAUAAAAUAUAUCAGAAUUUUAAUAAAAGUAUUAGAAUAACUAUUAAUUAAAAUACAUGCUAAAUGUUAAAUAGUAGUUUAUUUAAGAUUAGAUUUUCAUAUAAGAAAUGGAAAUCUGUAAGUUUAACUUUAACAGCACCAGCUUAUAAUUAUAUUUUCAAGAAAUUAAUUCAAAAAAAUUUAAAUACCCUCUUUAGAUUAAUUUCAUUUUAGCUUGUUUUUUAAAUGAACUUCAUGAAUAAAAUCUUACUCAUUUAAAUUUAAAACCUUGCAAUAUUCUUGUCAAUAUGAAUGGUUAUAUUAAAAUAUCUGAUUUUAUUGCUUCUAAUUCAUAUUAUGAACAACUAUAAAAAUUCCGCAUGUAUUUGAAAUACAAAAAUGACGAUUUAGUUAGUCCUAAAUUUUAGUUUCAAGAUGAUUUUAAAAAGCAGGAUGUCUUUAAUCUAGGCCAUAUAAUGGAUAGCGUUUUUUAUGAAUUUUAACACCAUACUAACUCUAUAAACUUAGAUUGA